AUGUUGGACACUUUCGAAAUCCUGACCACAUCAGGUGUGGUCCUUUGGUCAAGGACAUAUGCGCCGGUCAACCCGUCCGUCAUCAACAACUUCAUUUCCGAUGUCUUCAUCGAGGAAAAGGCCGGCGCUGCGUCGAGCCAGUCUGCUGCCAGCAACCCACCGUACAAGCGCGACCAGCACACCCUUCGGUAUACCUUCGUCAAAGAACUAGGUGUCAUCUUUGUGGCCGUCUACAGAUCUCUACUUCACCUGUCGUGGAUUGACAAGCUGGUCGACAACAUUAAGACGAUUUUCGUGGAUCUGUACGGCGAACAACUGACGAAGCCUCACACAACACUGGUGGAGUGUACCAAGUUCGACGAAUACUUCGACCAGCAGAUGCGCGAGCUGGAAACGACAGGCCCCAAGGGUGACUCCAACAUCUCGGACGCCGACUUUGGUAAGGAGGACGAGACACUUUCUGGAAACCUCGGCGAUGAGCCUCCACUUCCCUCUGGUCUUCAUUACAGGGGACGUGGUAUCAACGGCGCAAACGGCGGCGCUUCCACAAACGAAUCGACCCCGAUUAUUACGCCGAACACGUCCCGACCCUCGACUCCUGGCGUCGUGGUCGGCAAGCCUGGCCCUGCCGCGAAAAUGUCCCGUCGUGCCCGCAAGGCGCAAAACCCAGGAGCUGUCGCUGCUUCCUCCGGUGACGAAUCCUCUGGCAGAAGGCCCCGGCCAGCAACCCGAUCUUCGACGAAGAAAGGCCGCAAGUGGGAUGCUGAUGGUUUGGCGGAUGAGGAAGACGAUGUCCAGCUUGACUACUCGGCUGCUCCGAGAUCGGCAACUAGUGACUCCGAGGCCGAGGGGACUGCCGCGCGCUCCUCCGCUCUUGAGCAUGUCGACGCCUCGACAUGGGGCAACAAGACUUCCAAGGGCCAGUUCAUCCUUAAGGAUCUCGACGACGAAGUCCACAACAUUCUCGCAUCCGCGCAGUCCAAGACGGACUCUUCGACCGAAGCUUCGAGCGGACUUAUCGGCUCCGGACUCAGCACGAUCGGAGGCCUGUUCCGCAAUGUUGUGGGAGGCAAGACUCUUACGAAGGCCGACCUCGACAAGGCAAUGAAGGGCAUGGAGGAGCACCUUCUCAAGAAGAAUGUCGCGCGCGAGGCCGCAAUCCGCCUGUGUGAGGGCGUCGAAAAGGAACUACUUGGUGUGAAGACAGGCAGCUUCGAGAGCAUUAACACCAAGAUCCAGUCCGCAAUGGAGGCUUCCUUGACCAAGAUGCUCACCCCUACUUCUUCUCUCGACCUGCUCCGCGAGAUUGAUGCCAUCACCGCCCCGCCCGCGACCACACUGCGUAAAGCUCGCCCCUACGUCAUCUCUAUUGUUGGCGUCAACGGCGUUGGAAAGUCCACCAACCUGUCGAAGAUUUGCUUCUUCCUCCUCCAGAAUAAGUACAAGGUCCUCAUUGCUGCUGGAGAUACCUUCCGUUCUGGCGCCGUCGAGCAACUGGCAGUCCACGUCCGCAACCUGAAGGAACUAACUUCCCGUGAGGGAGGCCGCGUUGAGCUGUACCAGAAGGGUUACGGCAAGGACGCCGCCACUGUCGCUCGCGACGCUGUCUCUUUUGCAGGUCAGGAAGGUUUCGAUGUCGUCCUCAUCGAUACCGCUGGACGCAGACACAACGAUCAACGUCUUAUGUCUUCUCUGGAGAAGUUUGCCAAAUUCGCUCAACCCGAUAAGAUUCUCAUGGUUGGAGAGGCCCUUGUCGGAACCGACUCCGUAGCGCAAGCGCGCAACUUCAACGCCGCCUUUGGCGCUGUUCGCUCCCUCGAUGGAUUCAUCAUCUCAAAGUGCGAUACCGUGGGCAACAUGGUUGGCACUCUUGUCAGUCUUGUUCACGCAACUAACGUCCCUGUCCUAUUUGUCGGCGUUGGUCAGCACUACUCCGACUUGAGGAAUUUCUCUGUGAAAUGGGCCGUCGAGAAGCUACUAAGCAGCUCUUGA
Colletotrichum chrysophilum is the source of this 1992-nucleotide messenger RNA. RefSeq lists its product as uncharacterized. Gene Ontology annotation, molecular function: signal recognition particle binding; GTP binding; ATP hydrolysis activity. Gene Ontology annotation, biological process: SRP-dependent cotranslational protein targeting to membrane. Bases 1 to 1992 code for a protein of 663 amino acids. The transcript is spliced from 4 exons. Lineage: Eukaryota; Fungi; Ascomycota; Sordariomycetes; Glomerellales; Glomerellaceae. Gene Ontology annotation, cellular component: endoplasmic reticulum membrane; signal recognition particle receptor complex. The record is from RefSeq and is a predicted model, not a curated record.